AGAAGAAAUUCCACGGAUAGCAGUUCACAGCAUAGAAACGUAUGAAGCUUGCACGCAUGAAGUUGCUGUUCCAGUUGGCCAGUCUUACAUUCCACUUCAAGCCCCAAAGGACAAACCAGCAAAGUCCUACCCAUUUAUGCUAGAUCCUUUUCAAAAAGAAGCCAUUCUUUGCAUAGACAAUGAGCAGAGUGUUUUAGUGUCUGCUCAUACAUCAGCUGGUAAGACAGUGGUUGCAGAAUACUCCAUAGCAAAGUGCUUGCAGAAUAAACAGCGAGUCAUUUACACAACACCCAUUAAAGCUUUAAGUAAUCAAAAGUAUCGUGACUUUAGUGAUGAAUUUGAAGAUGUGGGUUUGUUGACUGGUGAUGUCACGAUCAAUCCAAAUGCCUCCUGUCUUAUUAUGACAACUGAAAUUCUAAGGAGCAUGCUCUACAGAGGCUCUGAAGUUACCAGAGAAGUUGGUUGGGUUGUCUUUGAUGAAAUUCAUUAUAUGAGAGACAAGGAGCGUGGUUAUGUUUGGGAAGAAACCAUUAUUCUUUUACCAGCAACUGUUCAUUUUGUGUUUCUUUCUGCUACUAUACCAAAUGCCAGUCAGUUUGCCCAGUGGAUAUGUUAUCUCCACCACCAACCUUGCCAUGUUGUAUACACUGACUAUCGGCCCACACCACUCCAACAUUACAUAUUUCCUGCUGGUGGUGAAGGUAUAUACCUAGUUGUAGAUGAGCACUCCAAGUUCCGAGAAGACAAUUUCAACGCUGCCAUGACCAUUAUUCAAAAUGGUCCAGAACAGGCAGCUCCAAAAGGAAGGAAAGUUGGAGCUCAGCAAGCUGGUGACUGUUUUAAAAUAGUAAAAAUGAUUAUGGAGAGGAAUUUUGCGCCUGUCAUUAUCUUCAGUUUUUCCAAAAAGGAGUGUGAAGCAUAUGCCCUACAGAUGUCCAAAUUAGACUUUAAUCAACCAGAGGAAAAGACACUUGUUGAUGAAGUUUUUGAAAAUGCCAUUUCCAUUUUAUCAGAUGAGGACAGGCAGCUGCCUCAAGUUAUUUCUGUGUUACCAUUAUUAAGAAGAGGAAUUGGUAUCCAUCAUGGAGGACUUUUACCCAUCAUAAAAGAAGCCAUUGAGAUUCUGUUUGGUGAAGGAUUGAUUAAAGCUUUGUUUGCAACUGAAACUUUUGCCAUGGGUUUGAACAUGCCUGCUAGAACUGUCCUCUUCACAUCUGUACAGAAGUUUGAUGGCACAGAUUUCAGAUGGGUCACUUCAGGAGAAUAUAUUCAGAUGUCUGGUCGAGCUGGCCGACGAGGAAAGGAUGACAAGGGUAUUGUAAUCAUGAUGGUUGAUGAAAAGCUGAACACUUCAGUGGUGAAAAACCUUGUUCAUGGAAAAGCAGAUCCCAUUGAUUCAGCCUUCCAUCUUACCUACAACAUGGUUCUUAACCUGCUUCGAGUUGAACAGAUUAACCCUGAGUACAUCUUGGAAAGGUCCUUCUACCAGUUUCAGAAUUUCUCAGCUAUUCCUGAACUUUGUGAUCGUGUGGCAAAAUCAGAGAAAGACUUGGAGAAAAUGCAGAUACCAAGAGAAUCAGAAGUGGAGAGCUAUUACAAGAUUAAGCAAACCAUCCACAAUCUUAAAAUGGAGCGUCAUGCUUUCAUGACAAGGCCAAUAUAUAUUAUGCCUUUCCUGCAGCCAGGGAGACUUGUGUAUAUAAAAAAUAAUGAAGAUGACUUUGGCUGGGGAGUGGUGCUAACUUACAAGAAGAAAGAGGAUAAGAAAAAUCCAUUGGAAGCUCCUGUUGUAACUAUAGAUGCCAUUCUUCGAGUUUCAGAGGCGUCAGCAGCCAAGAAGGUUACAUCGGAACUGAAGCCUCCAAAGCCGGGAGAAAAGAGUGAGCCAGUGGUGAUGUCUGUUUUACUAAAACUAGUUCACGAUAUUUCUGCAGUAAGACUAAAGUUACCCGAGGACCUGAAGUCACUUGACCAGAGAGUGAUGGUUAUGAAAAUGGUUCAGGAGGCUCUAAGGCGUGUUCCUGAAGACCAGUUCCUUUUGGACCCAAUCAGGAAUAUGAAGAUUAAGGAUGAAGUGUUUGUUGAUAUUUGUGACAAACUAGAAAAGUUCAGCGCUCGAUUAGAAUCUCACAAACUGCACAAUGAUCCACAGUGUGAUGAGUUGUAUGCUGUGUAUGAAGAAAAGAUGGAGAUGAUGAAAGAGUACCAGAAUGCUGAAUAUGACCUAAAGAAAGCUAAAAGUGUUUUGAAAAUGGAUGAAUUAAAAUGUCGUAAAAGAGUUCUGCGUCGUCUAGGAUAUGCAACGGCUCAGGAUGUCAUCGAACGCAAAGGACGUGUCGCAUGCGAAUUGUCAGCUGCUGACGAACUCCUCAUUACUGAAAUGCUUUUUAAUGGUCUUUUUAACGACUUAUCACCUGCUCAGACAUGUGCUCUGUUAAGCACGUUUGUUUGUGAUGAGAAGGGCACAGAAAUGCCCAGGCUUGGUGAGGAAUUAUCAGGUCCACUUAGACAAAUGCAAGACAUGGCCCGACGCAUAGCUCGUGUUAGUCACGAGUGUAAACUAGAAAUCAAUGAAGACUUGUAUGUAGAGCAGUUUAGACCUUUCCUUAUGGAUGUUGUUUACGAAUGGUGUAACGGAGCAUCCUUCCUGGAACUUUGCAAAAAGACAGAUAUUUUUGAAGGUUCGAUUAUCCGAGCAAUGAGACGACUGGAGGAACUACUAAGACAAAUGGUGCAAGCAUCAAAAGCAAUUGGAAUAGAUCUUGAAAACAAGUUUUCUGAGGGCAUCAAGUUGUUGAAACGUGACAUUGUUUUUGCUGCCAGUUUAUACUUAUAAUUUUUGCUCUUUACACAAAUAGGAUUAGCAUAAGUCUCUGUGAUGUAAAAUAAUAGUUUGCAUUAUUUGUAUAAUAUCAUGACUUUUUUACAGAGAGAAUACGUACAUAUUCAUGUAUUUUUGGUAUGGUUUUCAUUAUUAUUCAUAGAUCCAGUGAAAGUUAAUUGUCAUGAAAAUUAACUUCUUGGGUCUGGAGAUGGAAGUAAAGGCUGAGGUAAUUUCUGGAAAUGCAAAAUGCUGAAGAAAACAUCAGCUGUACAACCAGACUUAGUUGUAUGUAUGUACGUCUAGAAUUUCAACUUUAUUUUAUUAAAGGAGCAAGACUUAAUUGGUGAAACCAACAUUAUGUUAUCGCAUUUCUCUUUUCCAUGGUUUAGGAUUGCAUGACUGUAAUGGAAAGUAUAUUUUAAAAUGCUUUGUCACCUCUGUACAAAUGAAAUGGACAGUGCCAUGGAUAACUGUAUUGCAAAAUCUAUUUGAGCCUUAAAAAGUUGAUACCAGGAAAACUAUAGAACAGUAACCAUAUUCAAACAAGAUUCCAUGUUAAAUUAUAACCUGUUGUAUAUACAUUUUAAGAUUUCAGUUAUUUUACACUUAAGACAAAACUUUUGAGUGAUUUUCUUUGGUAAAAAUAUAUUUACUACAAGUA
Molecule: messenger RNA, 3485 nt
Organism: Macrobrachium nipponense
Lineage: Eukaryota; Metazoa; Arthropoda; Malacostraca; Decapoda; Palaemonidae
Gene: Mtr4
Product: exosome RNA helicase MTR4-like
Exons: 14
Coding region: 137-2836 (899 amino acids)
Biological process (GO): maturation of 5.8S rRNA; RNA catabolic process
Cellular component (GO): nucleus
Molecular function (GO): RNA helicase activity; RNA binding; ATP binding
Source: RefSeq, a predicted model, not a curated record